Molecule: messenger RNA, 2027 nt
Organism: Cicer arietinum (chickpea)
Lineage: Eukaryota; Viridiplantae; Streptophyta; Magnoliopsida; Fabales; Fabaceae
Product: leucine aminopeptidase 1-like
Biological process (GO): proteolysis
Cellular component (GO): cytoplasm
Molecular function (GO): metalloaminopeptidase activity; manganese ion binding
Source: RefSeq, a predicted model, not a curated record
UAGUGAAAAACAAGGAUAUGAUGAUUCAUCCUUCCAAAAAAAAGAUGUGAUGGUUCACUUGUAAAAAAAAAUAAAAAAAGAAGAUGUGAUGGUUCAUUAUAAAUAAGAUAGACUCUCCCACACUGAAAUGGCGACCAUUGGUACCACCAUUGUUCUUUCUUUCUCAAAAUCUUCGUCUUCUCUCUUUCUCACUAAGCUCACUUCACGUAUUCACUUUGCUUCAUUUUCCACGCGUUAUCAUCAUUCCACGAGGAAGCUCAUGUCUCACACGCCCGCACGUGCCACUCUCGGUCUCACUCACCCCACCAACGUCGAAACCCCUAAGAUCUCUUUUUCUGCUACGGAUGUUGACGUGACGGAAUGGAAAGGAGACAUAUUGGCAGUGGGUGUUACAGAGAAAGACCUGACAAGAGAUGCAAAAUCGAGAUUUGAGAAUCUGAUUUUGAACAAGAUUGACUCAAAGUUGGGUGGUUUGUUAGCUGAAGCUUCUUCUGAAGAGGAUUUCUCUGGUAAAGUUGGUCAAUCGACUAUUCUUAGAAUUGCAGGACUUGGAUCAAAGAGGGUUGGUUUGAUUGGUCUUGGACAGUCACCUUCCACUACUGCACUUUUCAAAGGUCUUGGUGAGGCUGUUGUGGCGGCUGCUAAGUCUGCUCAGGCAAGCAAUGUUGCCAUUGUUCUUGCCUCUUCGGAAGGACUUUCUUCACAAUCAAAGCUUAGCACUGCUUAUGCAAUUGCGUCUGGAGCUGUGCUAGGAUUAUUUGAAGAUCAAAGAUUCAAGUCGGAAUCAAAGAAACCAGCACUUAGAUCCAUUGACAUUAUUGGUCUUGGAACGGGACCUGAAUUGGAGAAAAAGCUCAAGUAUGCUGGAGAUGUUUCUUCUGGAAUAAUUUUUGGAAGGGAGCUUGUAAACUCUCCUGCUAAUGUUCUCACACCAGGGGUGUUGGCAGAGGAGGCAUCUAAGGUUGCUUCCACCUACAGUGAUGUUUUCACUGCUAAAAUACUAGACGCUGAACAAUGUAAAGAAUUGAAAAUGGGGUCCUAUCUGGGUGUUGCCGCAGCCUCGGCAAAUCCUCCUCAUUUUAUCCAUCUUUGUUACAAACCUCCGAGUGGACCUGUCAAUGUCAAACUGGCUUUGGUCGGAAAGGGUUUGACUUUUGAUAGUGGUGGCUACAACAUCAAGACUGGACCUGGAUGUUCAAUUGAACUCAUGAAAUUUGAUAUGGGUGGUUCAGCUGCAGUUUUAGGCGCAGCAAAAGCACUUGGUCAAAUCAAACCUCUUGGGGUGGAGGUUCAUUUUAUAGUUGCAGCUUGUGAGAAUAUGAUCAGUGGAACAGGUAUGAGGCCCGGAGACGUUGUCACAGCUUCAAAUGGAAAGACUAUAGAGGUUAACAACACUGAUGCUGAGGGAAGACUUACCCUGGCAGAUGCGCUGGUAUAUGCUUGUAACCAAGGUGUUGAAAAGAUUGUUGACUUGGCAACCCUAACAGGGGCUUGCGUAGUUGCUCUUGGGCCAUCAAUCGCAGGUGUGUUUUCACCCAAUGAUGAGCUGGUAAAAGAAGUUUUGGAAGCUUCUGAAGUGAGUGGGGAGAAAUUAUGGAGGCUGCCAUUAGAGGAAAGCUACUGGGAAUCAAUGAAAUCAGGAGUGGCUGAUAUGGUGAACACUGGUGGUAGACAAGGUGGUUCUAUCACUGCUGCCCUUUUCCUGAAACAGUUUGUUGAUGAAAAGGUUCAAUGGAUGCAUAUUGACAUGGCUGGUCCUGUGUGGAACGAUAAGAAGCGCUCAGCGACAGGAUUUGGCAUUGCUACUCUAGUAGAAUGGGUUUUGAAAAAUGCUUCUUAAUUAAGAAAAGAUAAAAAUCAUGCUGUGGUUUUUAUGGUUCCUUAGGGUUGCUUUACUUAUAUGAAUAAAUUAUUUGAUGGUGGAUGUAAAAGGUGGUAAGCUGAGGUAUAUUCCAGUGUAUUCAAACUUUUAGUUUUUCCAAUGCAAAAAAAAAAAAAAAAACUUUGUAUUUUCAUGUUUUGCCAAU